CACAUUUCACUGUCCGCUUGAUACUGUGGAAACAAAUUUAUGCGUUUCUGCCGUUUCAGGUUCCAUUUUGUUUUCGGCUCGUCCCGUUUUUUCCGUACGUCACGGUAAAUUCGAGUCUUUUGUUUCCAGUUAGUGAUAAAUUUACAAUUUAUAUUUUUUUUUCUUGUUUGUAAUUUUUUUUGAAGAUAACGUUGUUUCCGUAAUUCAACUCUUGUAUAGAAUACGCAAUUGUCAGCGUGUGUUCUAUACAUCUGAACACGAGCGUACUAUUACGUGGUUGUUUCCGAGUUCACCUGUUCGUCAUUACCGGUGACUACACAUAAGAGAAAUGUCAGGAAGAGGUUUUUUAAAGAGCCGUUUGGCUCAGGUCACUCCUAAAAAUCCAGAGGAACCACCUAAACCUGAAGAACCUCUAAAAUUAUCAGCUCAAUCAAUACCACCUUCUGACGUGCCAAAAACUCCGAUUCCUGUCCUAAGUACACAAACCCUAGCUGCUGGCCAUCAACAAGUUGUUCGUGGAAGGAGGGCCAUGUUUUCUAAUGCACAAGGAAGUGGUUUUCAAAAAUUGUGUGAAAACGUAACAUCAACAAUCUCAAAGAUUGAGCUUGAUAAUUCAAAAAAUAUUGUGCGUCCAACUAUUAAUCCAGUAUUAAAAAACACUGAGAUACUUAAAUCACCUUCAUCACCAGAACAACCACAACCAAAAAUUGAAGAAAUUCUAACAGUAAAAGAAGAAAAGUCUCCAGUUAUAUGUAGGGCUGUAAGAAAGUCAGAUAAAGAUGCUUUCCACAUGACUCAAUUAUCAUCAAAUUACAUAAGAAUUGAACUGGAAGAAGACAAAGGAAUAUAUGAAUAUAGAGUCGAUUUUCAUCCUCCAGUUGAUGCAAAACCUGCUAGGUUUUUUUUGAUUAAUGAACAUAGAGAUAAAUUCCCUGUAAAAAUAUUUGAUGGAACAUUACUUUAUGUACCAAAAAUGCUACCAGAAAAUGUAACAACAUUAGUGGGAAAAUUAAAAGAUGAAUCUAAAGUUACUAUGACAAUAACAUUUAAGCGUAAAAAUUCUUUGCGUGAAUGUAUACAUUUUUAUAAUGUUUUUUUACGUACAAUAAUGAAGAUUCUAGGCUUAAUAGAAUUUGGUAGAAGUUGUUAUGAUCAAAAUAAAAGGAUACUCAUCCCUGAAUUUAAACUUGAAAUUUGGCCAGGCUACAUAACUACUAUUGACGAGUUUGAAAAUGGUCUGUAUAUGUGUUGUGAAGUUUCACAUAGGAUUUUACGCGUACAAACUGUUAUUCAAAUAAUGACAGAUAUUAUGAAUUCAAAAGAUAACAAAGCAGAUAGUAAGCAAGAAAUAAUGGCUUCAUUGUGUGGUUGUACAGUAAUUACACAUUACAAUCGUAAGACGUACAGAGUUGAUGAUGUAGACUUUUCAAUGAAUCCUUUAUCAACUUUUAACCAAAGUGGCGUUGAAGUAUCAUACAAAGAUUAUUACAAAAAGAUGUAUGACAUUGAAAUUAAAAAUCUCAGUCAGCCCAUGAUUAUAACAAAAGCUAAAAGAAAAGAUUUGAAUAAAAAAAAUGCAACCGAGGAUUCAGAUAUUUGUUGCUUAGUUCCUGAACUUUGUAAUUUAACUGGACUUACUGAAGCAAUGAAAUCCGAUUUCAAAUUAAUGAAGGCUCUUCAAAACCACACUUUGGUAACACCAGAAGUGCGACAAAAUGCUAUAAUUGAUUUUGUUAAUCGUAUAAAUGCUGACGAAGGUGCUAGCAAGAAAUUUAAAGAUUGGGGUCUUGUGAUGCGUCCAAUCCCAGCAGUGAUGGAAGGACCUGUUUAUAAAAAAGAAACUAUAUUACUAGGAAAUAAUAUCAGAAAACAAGUUGGAAUGAACAUGGAUUGGGGAAUGGAUGUAGCAAAAAAUGCUAUGUUUACUGCUGUAAACAUGUUAAAUUGGGCCAUUAUGUAUAAUCCAAGAGAUGAAGGAACAGCUAAAGCAUUUUGCAAACAAUUAUCUUUAUGCAGCCGUGCUCUUGGUAUGGAAAUUAGUCCACCAAAGCCAAUUAAAGUUCCAGGCCCAAAUCCAGAGGUUUAUGUUAGUACAAUAAACAACACAUUAAGGAAUAAUCCAGAUCUGCAAUUGGUUGUUAUUAUAUUUCCAAACCAAAGAGAAGACCGAUAUAAUGCUGUUAAACGGAUUUGUUGUUCAGAAAUUGGAAUUCCAUCUCAAGUAAUAAUCUCAAGAACUUUAUCUAGACCAGAUAAAUUACAGUCAAUUACUCAAAAAAUUGCUUUACAAAUUAAUUGUAAAUUAGGAGGUGCUUGUUGGGCUAUUGACAUCCCAUUGAAAAAUACUAUGAUAGUAGGAAUUGAUGUAUACCACGAAAAAGGUAAACAAAUGAGUAGCGUGGUUGGUUUUGUUGCUUCAAUGGAUAAGACAUUUACUCAAUGGUAUUCAGUUGCUGCAAUGCAAAGGAGUACUCAUCAAGAACUUAUGAAAUCUAUGCAAGAUGCUUUUCAUAAAGUUAUUUGCCAGUUUAAAGCAAUUAAUGGGUUGUUACCUGAAAAAAUAAUUAUAUAUAGAGAUGGUGUAUCUGAUGGAGAUUUAAAACAAGUAGAAGAAAUUGAACUAUCAGACUUGAUUGAAUCUUUCAAGAGUUACCCUGGAAGUUAUAAUCCUUUAGUUUCUUUAAUAAUUGUUCAGAAACGCAUUAACACUAGAGUUUUUCAGUAUCUAAAUAAUAAAUAUUCAAAUCCAAGUUCUGGAACUGUUAUUGACAGCACUGUAACCAGAAGAAAUUAUGUUGAUUUUUUUUUGGUCUCUCAACAUGUGCGCCAGGGUACUGUUAAUCCUACUCAUUACAUUGUUUUAAAAAAUGGAUGUAAUUUAAGUAUUGAAAAUGUUCAAAGAUUAUCUUAUAAAUUGUGUCACUUGUAUUACAAUUGGUGUGGCACAGUCAAAGUACCUGCUCCUGUUCAAUAUGCACAUAAAUUGGCUUAUCUUGUUGGACAAAAUGUUAGACAAAUGCCAAGUGUUAAAUUAUCCAACUCUCUGUUUUUCCUUUAAGAAGCAUACUAUAUAUAAUUUUGUACGACCAGGGAGGUCUUUUUUAAUUUAUUUUUAUGUGUACAAUUCAGUAUUUUGAUUUA
Messenger RNA from Melanaphis sacchari, 3141 nucleotides. RefSeq names its product piwi-like protein Ago3. The transcript is spliced from 18 exons. Gene Ontology annotation, cellular component: P granule. Bases 329 to 3058 code for a protein of 909 amino acids. Gene Ontology annotation, biological process: regulatory ncRNA-mediated gene silencing. NCBI's taxonomy places the organism in Eukaryota, Metazoa, Arthropoda, Insecta, Hemiptera, Aphididae. The record is from RefSeq and is a predicted model, not a curated record. Gene Ontology annotation, molecular function: piRNA binding; protein binding.